AAGAGUGGAGAGCUCUCAUCGUAGGAACCGUGGUUUGUCCCGAAUGCCGAACUUCCUUCUUAAGAUAUUCGUAGCCGUGGUUGCUACAGCCGGUCACGUUGUCGCGGCAGAGGAUCCGUGUUCGUUGGAGGUCAUUUCCAGGUGCUCGAAGGAUGUCUUCUUUUAUGCUGUGAAACCUUUCGCUUCCACGACACCAGAGGACGUUGAAGCGGAUUGCCGUCGCGAGCAGAAAGCCAUCGAAUGCGCGGAACACUUCGAGAAAUCAGGCUGCAUCAAAGGAGGACUCUUGAUCGGAAUGUUCAAGCUCAUAUUCGAGGGAGCCACGAACGAGCAUCUAGGGAAGUGUGAAGUCGGCCACCCCAGGAACAAAGACUACCACAAUCACGUCAAGUGCAUAAACAAGGUCGGAAAGCGAUUGGGCGAUUGCAUGAGACAAAUGAGUUCUAUCAUGGAAGCAUCGGCGCAACAAGCUCCGUUAGCGAAUCGAGUGCCCUACACCUGCUGCGCUCUGGGCGUCUACCAAAAAUGCAUCGAGAAUACGAUCGCGACCGUCUGCGACAAGGAUCACGUCAUGUACGCGCGCUCCGUGAUCAGAGGCAUCGCUGGCGAUUUCCAGGACACAAUCUGCGCUCCUUACAAGAAGAAGCAAUGUGAUAGCUUGCCCAAACUGUCCCUGAAGAAAGCCAAAUACCCGACUCUAGUCCCAUCUCUACUCGAGAAUCUCCGCCCAAUCGGUUAGAGCCGGCCGGUAGAGAAUCUGGAAACCGCGAUUUUCGUCAACCUCAAAAGGUCCUCACAGCGGUCAAAUAUCUUUACUCGAUGAUCUGUAAAAUUUUCAUGGUGCUCAUGGAAUUCUCUGGAACUACAGGGGCCUGGGCAGAGUCACGACGCUUCGCAAUAGUUUCGAA
Galendromus occidentalis (western predatory mite) is the source of this 908-nucleotide messenger RNA. RefSeq lists its product as uncharacterized. The record is from RefSeq and is a predicted model, not a curated record. The coding region runs from base 44 to 739 and encodes 231 amino acids. Lineage: Eukaryota; Metazoa; Arthropoda; Arachnida; Mesostigmata; Phytoseiidae. The transcript is spliced from 6 exons.